UGUCUCCACUGCUGAAUGCUGCAAGGCAGAGAGAGAGAGAGAGAGAGAGAGAGAGAGAGAGAGACUCGUGGGAUGCUGAUGAUUGAUCCGGACUAAGUGGAUGCUUUCGAUGCGGCUUGCAGAUGUUUUCCCCUCCAGUUAGUUCAACAUGCUGAUGCGCACAAUGAGACCUGUUCUUCUCCUCAUAUGUCUCUCAGACACGGUAGUGUGAGCAGCAGCUGCGCACUGUAUGGGAACGCCGGGUCAUCGAUGCAGAACUCCUCAGCGCUGUUCGGGAUGGUCAGCCACUGUCAGACCCCCGCGUUCACGGACUUCACCGGCAUGACGCUCUCCAUGUUCAGCGGCAAGGCGGACAUCUGUGCGCGGCGAGCCGGGAGCGGUGCUUAUGGAUCUCAGCUUUGCCGGAGCCCGCAUGACACCGCGACUCCCAUGACUCCCAAGCGACUCUGCGCGUCCGAGCCAAAAACGCAUGUGUCAGCCAAAGCUCCGCGCUCCUGCUUCUCUCUCGCACCCGUGCAAGUGAAUGGUGCCUUCUGCUCAGAGAAGGAUGUUGACGCUGAGGACACACUAAUGCGAUGUGGCCAGAACCUGCCACUGCCGAUGGGGGGUCAUUCAGGGGGGACUUACCCCCAGAGCCUCCACUGCGACAGACCGACCCCCGACCUCCAUCUGCAGGACGGCCCUCACCAAGACACAAGAUCCUCCUCUGUCUUCCACAGGACUCUGCCAGGAGCCUCACAUGGACUGAGCUGUGGCAGUGCCAGCACGGCACGCUCCUCUCUGCCUUACCUAAUCAAACAGGAGAAUUCAAUGGGCUAUAAAACCCCCAGCACAGGGUCAGGGGUUCAUAGCUCAUCUCAGGCCCGUUAUCAGAUUUGUAGAACAGGGGAAGGUUUGGGGGCGCCAAGGGACGUGACAGUCGUAGGUCCACAUGUUAGCAACAACGGCAGUAGCAUAUGUACAGCAGGCGGCGUCGGAAGUGCUGUGUUAAGUGACGCAGUUCAACCGUUUAAUAAUGAAGAUGGCUCCUCCCCACUGGCUUUGUCUCCUACUGGCUCCCAUCAUUCAGCACGGCUGCCCAGUGCGAACAGUCUGAAGAGACGCUGCCUGUCCCUGGCCUCACAGUCUAUUGCUGCUGCUGGAACUGGCAGCGUUGCUGCGACAAGUUCACCAUCAGCUUCUGGCGCCGCUUCCGAGGACAUCAAUAUCACCGCCAUCACCUGCUCCUCCUCCCAGAUGUCGAUGGUGGCCUGUGUCAACGGGUUACGUACUAAUCUCUCACCCAGCCACGCCAGCAGUGCCAGCUUCUCCUCCUCCUCCUCCUCCUCUUCUACAUCCCCACCCUCUAACUCCUGUUCACAAGAAGCCCAACAGAGGCCCCAAGCUCACGGCAGCCCCCAACAAACUACGGGACAGGAGAGCUGUCAGCUGUCCUCACCUGCCUCCUGCCUUUUAUCUCUUUCCUGCUGCUCCACGUCCUCCUCGUCAGUGUCAUCAGUGGAACCAGAGCAGGGCCAGGGGCAGAGCCAGGGGCCGUGUGAGGAGCAGGGGUCCAUGCUGCAGGGGUGUGGAGCUAGAGGAACAGCUGGGGGAGGAGUGGGAGGCUCGGAUGGGCUUGGGAUGUUGAUGAGUGGGGCUCUGAUGUCUGGGUCGCUGACUUCGGGGCCUGAAGCUGGGGUUCUUCUGGAUGGGGGCCAGAAAUCUGGAGCUGUCCUCAAGCAGGAGCCUCUUGAUGACUUCUCUCCCAGUGAAGAUGAACUCUUUCAGCAGCACUAUCACCAUCAUUUAAGUGGUCGUAGUGGGCACCUUCGUCACCCACAUCACCCCCCUCGAUCUGCCAUGCCUCCGCCCUACCACCUGCACCAAUACGUGGGGCCCAGCCCUGGGGGCCUGUUGCACAGCCUGAGCCAGCAAACAGCUUCAGCUUCCUCUCUAGGACACAAACAAACCUCUGGAUGCUCGUCUGGGUCCAUAGUCCCAGAACAGGAGGAGGCCGUUGGAGGUACGCUGGGGGAAAGGCAGGUGUGUCGCUGGAUUGACUGUAGCGCUGCGUAUGAGCAGCAGGAGGAGCUUGUGAGGCAUAUUGAGAAAGUUCACAUCGACCAGCGCAAAGGCGAAGACUUCACCUGUUUCUGGGCUGGCUGCAUUCGCCGAUACAAGCCCUUCAAUGCGCGGUACAAGCUGCUCAUUCACAUGAGGGUCCACUCUGGAGAGAAACCCAACAAGUGUAUGUUUGAGGGCUGUAACAAAGCGUUUUCACGUCUGGAGAACCUAAAGAUCCACCUGAGGAGUCACACAGGAGAGAAACCGUACCUGUGCCAGCAUCCCGGCUGCCAGAAAGCUUUCAGCAACUCCAGCGACCGCGCAAAGCAUCAGCGCACUCACCUGGACACGAAACCGUACGCGUGUCAGAUUCCCGGCUGCACCAAGCGCUACACAGACCCCAGCUCCCUACGCAAACACGUCAAGAUCCACUCGGCCAAAGAGCAACAGGUGCGUAGAAAGCUUCGGCCCUGCCCUCACUUGGAGCAGGAUGUCCUGAGCGACUGUUUGUCCAUGCAGCACCGUCAAAGCUCCGCCUCCUCGCAGCAGCUGUACAACGGCAAAGACGGUCGUUCUCCUGGACUGGGUCAAGACAUCUUCACAGGCCUGUACACUGGCUCCAGCACCCCCCAUCACAGCACGUCAGUGGAGCUCCUUUCCCCUAACCCCAACCCUGUGUCCACCACUGACCUGCCCUCCAGACACCACCGACUCGACCGUGACCACAGCAGCCCUCAUCAUCUGUCCCCGCUGACUGCUAUGGACGGCACAAGAGACAGUGUGUCUGCUCCCCUCCAGUCUCCUGGGAUAAAGGGAACAGGAACGCCUCCUCCUCCUCCUCCUCUGGAGAAACAGCAUGUUCACCCUCACCAAAAGCCCUACUCUCACUAUCACCACCAUCAGCCUGCUAACGAUGAAUAUCAAGGCAGCUUUCAGAGCUGCUUCCAUUUUGGAGACUCUUACAGGAUGGAGCAGACGGUCGGUGGUGUCCACAUCCCUGGAGAUUCUCACGCCUACACUUCCCAUCAGCACAAUGGCUUCCACAUGUCAACAAGCAACGCUAGCUCUACUAGCUUCACUUUGACCCAAGAGCUGCCAGGAAAUGCAGGGUGCCAGUUCUCUUCAAGCCCAGAGGAGAGCAUCUUCUUCCAGUGAAACUCCACACAUUUUGAACAUUCCAAUUGGUCCGGUUGUCCCGAGCUUCUGCGACUGUGAAGGAAACUCUCUAGUGUGUGACAAAAUAACCCCAGUGAUGCCAUGAGGGUCAUUAAGGACUGGACUCGAGACAGAUGCGUCACAGGCGGCGUCUGUUAUGAAUGUGGGAUGUGCAGUUUUAAAUAUGUGACUAUUUAGCCUGUGGGAAGAGUCUUCCCAAAGACACUGCUGAAUUGCUAGGAGAAGUGUAACAUCAGGUAUUUCAGACUGAAGUCAAGGUUUGCACAGUGUGCUUUCAUUCUGUCAUGAGCAAGUCCCCACACAUCAUGAAAGAACUACUGUUAAAUGUUCAACCCAUAAGUCCUUUGAGACUUUUUUUAAUCCAGUGUUUCAGAAUUCAAUGAGUAAGUAAUGAGUUGAAUGUGUUUAAUGCACAUUCAACUCAUUACUUACUCAUGUUAAUGUGUUGGGAUGCAAUGAGGCAAAGAAACUACGUGGAAGCGUCCUGUCGUUGUUAGUCAUUUUAAAAACACGGAUGUGCAAAAGCAACAGAACUUGGCGUCAGAACCACAUUUAUUGGUCAAGAACUCAUCGUGUACAAAGGAUUCUUCGACUCAUUUACAUUGGUGCUUACAUUCUUACCUGCCUGGUCUUAUACAUGCAGGUUUUCAGCUUUAAUACAACAUAAAACACCUGAAUGGACUUUAACUGAAAUGCCCUCUCCCUCCUCUCCUCUCUCUAAUCUGCAUUGUUCAAUCUAUUUAAGACUGAAGUGUAGAAAAGAAUAUAUCGUUUUGCUGUGCUGUUUUGACAGUGGAAAAAAAAAAAUGUUUGCAUUUUCUUGUUGUGUUUUGUGCUUUUGGGUUUGUUCCAUGAGGAGAGUUUGGGCUCACUAUUAUAUUCUGCGAUGUUGCAGAAACACAACCAUUCCUUAUUAUAUAUGUAUAAAUGUACAGUUUGUUUACAACAGUAAUUUGAAUGUUUGUCCUUUCUCAGUUUAAGGUAUAAUAAAUUGUUUGAUCACCGACUGGCUUUUUUUUUUUU
Molecule: messenger RNA, 4242 nt
Organism: Solea senegalensis (Senegalese sole)
Lineage: Eukaryota; Metazoa; Chordata; Actinopteri; Pleuronectiformes; Soleidae
Gene: glis1b
Product: zinc finger protein GLIS3
Exons: 12
Coding region: 187-3198 (1003 amino acids)
Biological process (GO): regulation of transcription by RNA polymerase II
Cellular component (GO): nucleus
Molecular function (GO): RNA polymerase II cis-regulatory region sequence-specific DNA binding; DNA-binding transcription factor activity, RNA polymerase II-specific
Source: RefSeq, a predicted model, not a curated record